CCGUCCUUAGCCUGUCUGCGCGGAGCCGCCUUCGUGGCGAAGCCCCAUCGCGCCGUGCACUGCGUGCGCCAUCGCGGCCUCGCCUCCGCCGUCGCCGCCUUUAAAUCCGCCAGCGUCACAACUUGAGACACCCGAAUAAGCCUACGAUCCUCUCUCUCUCUCUCUACCUGCCUGUUUGCCUUUCUCUCAGCCGUCAGCUCCUCCGCCGCCGUUCGAGCCUCGCCUCGCUGCUGAGCCGUGAGAGUCGCCGAGAGUCGCGGAACGAGGGACCCGCCUCGGGGAACCCGCGGGGUCCGUGACGCCACAGACCCCGCGCAGGGGUUCAUGCUGGCGCUCAGCCCCGCAGACGCUAGCAUGGAGCAAGGAUUCCUCCCCCCGUCGUCUCACGCCAGGAUGCCGAGAGACGGCUGCGCUCUCUCCCCGGGGCCACCGCUCGCGCCCUGGGCCUCGGGCCCCCCUGCGUCCCCCCACCAACUCGCGGCCUCCAGCAUGGGGGGCUCCGGGGGGCUGUACGCGGGAAAAAAGCGCAAGAAACCCGUGAUACGAAGCCCCAAGGCGGAAGUGGUGGUGCCCAAGAAGACGAAUCCUUCCAAGCGGCACCGGGACCGCCUCAACGCGGAGAUGGAGCGCCUGGCCGGGAUGUUGCCCUUCCCUCCGGACGUCAUCUCCAAGCUGGACAAGCUCUCCAUCCUGAGGCUCAGCGUCAGCUUCCUGCGGACCAAGAGCUUCUUCGGCGCCGUGAACCACAAGCGCCACCUAAGCAACGGGAUUGCCGUCUACGGGGUCCCGAGCAGCCGCGUGGACGUGCCUGCGGCGUUCCCCGAGGGGGAGAUGCUCCUGCAGGCGCUGCACGGCUUUGCGUUGGUGGUGACCGCGGAGGGGCUUGUCUUCUACACGUCCCACACCAUCCAGGAGUACCUCGGCUUCCACCAGUGCGACGUGGUCCACCAGAGCGUGUACGAGCUCGUCCACACGGAGGACCGCGGCGAGUUCCGCCGCCAGCUGCACUGGGCGCUCAACCCUGCGUCCACGCAGGGCGCCCGUGGCGGCGGCGGCGACGGCGGCCAAGGAGACGGGCGCGCGGCCGUGGAGCAAGGUCUGGGCACGGUCACCACGUUCCACCCGCAGCAGCUCCCGCCCGAGAACUCCUCCUUCCUGGAGCGCCAGUUCAUGUGUCGCUUCCGCUGCCUGCUGGACAACUCGUCCGGCUUUCUGGCGCUGCUGAUCCAGGGCCGGCUCAAGCUGCUGCACGGGCAGAACCAGCGGGGGCUCGACGGCUCGCCGACUCCGCCGCAGCUGGCGCUGUUCGGCGUGGCGACGCCGCUGCAGCCGCCGUCCAUCCUGGAGAUCCGCACGCGCAACAUCAUAUUCCGCACCAAGCACAAGCUCGACUUCACGCCGACGGGCUGCGACGCCAAGGGCCGGAUCGUGCUGGGCUACAGCGAGAUGGAGCUGUGCAUGCGUGGCACGGGCUACCAGUUCAUCCACGCCGGGGACAUGCUCUACUGCGCUGACAACCACGUCCGAAUGAUGAAGACCGGUGAGAGUGGGUUCACCAUCUUCCGGCUGCUGACGAAAGACAACGGCUGGGCCUGGGUGCAAGCCAACGCCCGUCUCGUCUACAAGGGCAACCGCCCCGACUACAUCAUCGCCACGCAAAGGCCGCUCAGCGACGAGGAGGGAGAGGAGCACCUGCGCAAGCGCGCCACGCAGUUCCCGUUCACGUUCACCACGGGCGAGGCCCUGCUCUACAACACGGACGUCUUCCAGCCGCCGAUGGGGGACCCCAGCCUCGGCGGCGGUGGCGGCGGUGGCAGCGAUGGUUAUGCAGGAACGGAACAGACAGCGGCGGCGGCGGUGGGGGGGGAGAGUCAAGCGGCCGGAGGCAGGGGCGGCGGGAAGUCGUGGCCCAUGGACCCCAGCUCACUGAUGGCCGCGCUGAUGUUGCAGAACCAGUCGGUGUACGUGCGCACGGCGGCCUCCAGCGAGGACCGCCUCCCGUCGUACACGUUCAACGACGCCUCGUGGCUCGCGCCGAGCAGCGUCGCCGCCGGCGGCUCGGUGUGCCGCCGCGGUGGCGAUGACGACUUCAAUCGGAGCCUGGGCCGGAUCAAGCUGGAGGAGCACGACGGCGGCAGGGCGGGGGCGCCGUUGACGCCGUACUCCGGUGCGAGCACCAGGGACGAGCUGACCGACAUCUUGGAUACGCUCGGAGUGAACGUCAACGACAUCGAGCUGGUGGAGGAGGAGCGGCAGCUGAUCAUGGGUGACAUGGAGAUGUCGUCGCACCUGGGCAACAUCCUCUCCAACGACGACAUCAUCUCCUUUGUGGAGGACCUGCUCAAGAAGCCCGACUGCUGCGUCGCGCCAGGUCCCGACCGCGCAGCGUCGCAGCUGCCCAACCCGAACGCCGGCGCCGUGGGUCCAGAGCCGUCCGGAGCGCAGCUCGGUUUCCCGAGCCCGCCUUUCGCUCACGGCUUUGAAUUCUACAGCGGCCGCGAGACGGCGCAGAACUGCGUGCAGAAAGCGCCAAUGUCGAGGCCAAAGCAGGCAGCGAUGUCGGAGGGCAGCGACAUUCGCAACGGCUUCCUGGCGCAGAACUUCUUCGACGGGGCAAACGGCAGGGCCGUCGUAGUUUCACAGGGCACGUCAAACGUCCCGGCACUCGGCCUGCCCAAGCAGGGCACGCCUCGCGGCGGUGCCGGACAGUGGAACGCGAAUGUUGUGUCGGCCCAUGACAUGGCACACGCCCGCUCGGGGUACGUGGAUGGUCAGCUGGCACUCGGAAGCAAAUUGCAAAACUGGAGCCCGACGAUGCAACCGGGUUGGGACUGCGCGAACGUCACGCAAGACCAGAUGCAAAUGCCUGGCGUUGUGGGACAGUGCGGGGUCACCGGGCCGGCCCUCGUGAACAACGCUCACGGCCACGGCACGAUGGAUGGCAGCGCGUGUCAGGGCCCUUUCGCCGGUUUGCCGAGCCACGGCUACGCGGGAGGGGUCCUGGACUUUGGUGCCGACCCUGUGGCGUCUUUUCCGCCCCCUUGCCAGGGCCCGGUGUCUGCCGGAUUGAUGCAGAACGGCCGCUCUGACCGCGGCUGGCCCGCCGCCGCCGCUCACGUGCGGCAGCACGCGACGGUCACGGGCGCCGGCAUCGGCACGUGCUUGGCUUCCGCGGGGAACGGGGACCCGUGGAACGCGGCGCCGGUGCCACCGUACACACCGAUGGAGGUGGAAGGCAUGAACCCCCCGCAGUACUCGGCCUGCGUCUCUCAGAUGCACGUGGCGCCCGUGGGCAGUGGCGUGGCCGGCCUCCACCCGGACCUCGCCGCCCACUUCCACCAGCAGCCGGCGCUUACACAGCCGGUGGUGACGACCUUCGACCUGAGGAGCAACCUCGUGUCCUGCCACCCGAGCGGCGCUCAUGGCCACGAGGCUUUCCUGGGAGGCCCAGAGGUUCUGCCUUCCUUUCCCGACAUCCUGCGAACGGGCCAAUACAGCUGAGCGACGGCACGCGAGCUCCAUCACAACGAGCCGGAGACUUCGUUGAACAGCUUCUCUGUCUUGAUGUGGUUUGUGGAAGUACCAAUGUGGCCGAAAAGGAGACAUUUGACUUCACAUUAACGCAAGUCUACGUGUACGCAUGUUAUAUUUUAUCCGCUUUAUAUCGACUUGAAUCCAGCCACAUGACCCAGUGGUUUAUACCCUGAGCUCCGCUUGCAGUCAGAAGGUUGUGAAUUUGAAUCCCGAUCAUGGGGGUUGGAUGCCAGUCCAUCAUCCCUCUACGGUCGGGAAAAAGAAGUAUCACUUUGCGGAUAGUUCAACAGUGGUGGAUUUCCUCUGGAAAUACUCAGCUCUGCGUGGUAAGAAUGUGGACUUUGCACCAAUGGAAAUGAGUGAGGCUCCAUGCUCAUGCUCUUGACUUUUGCCCGUGUCAGUGGUGGCUGAAGAUAAGAAGUGUUGUUUAGGUCUUCUGCUGGUCCUGUGAUAUGUAGAGAUAGGAGAGGCUGCAUCACAAUCCUUGUUCGAGCUUUGAUGAUGACUUCACCAGACUCCACUGGGAGGGCAGACAGUUAUUGAGUUAUUUUUUGAGCGAUAAUGCACUUACAUGUGGCAGUCCCGAGAGGUUUUCAAGCAGACAUCAUUACAUCAUAAAUGCAAUACUCGUAAAUCCCUGCCAAUGCGCAAUUAAUGGCCCAGGCCUUGCAAAACCAGAUACGAAAAUUGGCGAAAAACCACGAACAUCCACAUUGCAUAUACGACACAAAGCCUAUCUGUUUUGAUAAAAGUGCUAAGUGGUAGAAACACAGAAGAGAUAAUCUUUGACACUGUUUACCCCACGCCGUGGCGUAACAGAGGUGCUGCAAAACAAGCAGAUGCCUCGUUUAUGGGCGCACGGAGCGAGCGCGCACAGUCACGAGGCUCGCCACCGUCGACGGUAAAUUGCAAGGGCGGGUGGAAGUGCGGUAGGGUGCAGCGGGCAGUGGUGUGGCGAUUGAGUGUGCCGCUGGUGCCAUUUCACCGAGACCUAUGGUCAGGAGGGGCCCAGGGACAGGGCUGGGGGGGGGGGGUGCAGGGAUUAGGGGUGGAAAUUGAACAGGGGUGGUUCCAUUUCAUUGCUUGCGCCAGGACUCAUGCUAAGCGCACUACGCCAAAGAUCGUGAGGCGAGCGAGGCGAGCGGAACGGUGAGCGCAGGCGAAUGAAGGUGAUCGUGGGAGCUGUGCCCAAUUGUGGCUCGCCGUUGAACUGUGAAGGUCCGUUUUGUUCCGUUUCUUUUUUUUUCGACUCUUGCGAGGCUGUGGUUUGCUGGGCCGCAGGAGCAGCAGGAGGAGGCAGUCUCGUGGCUAUCGAGCGUGCAGGCUUGUGCCAGCGCACUGCUGUGCCACUGGCAGGGGCCUACCUCAGAGGUGGACUCGCGCUUGUGAACAUCCGGGCCCUCGUCAAACACAGGGCUGCGCCAGAGAAAUCUACGUAAAAACAGUCGAAUUUGAACGUCUUCUGUCGUGAAAUUCACGUGUGGUCUCAUUGGCUUGUAGCUCAGACUCACAGUGACACGCAUGCCUUCCAAAGCCGACAGUUAUUGAUAUUAUUUUCACAUCAUGAUCGAGUGUUGGAUUUAAAUCCACUGUUGUUCCACAACAGAGCUCACAUUUGGCGCAACCAUUGUCACGUCUGUGGGCCCCCUAAACUCACGACAAAGAGGCUUAUUGUUUUCACUUAUCGGGGAGCAUGCUCGGCCUAGAGUUUUAAAUGGUCUAAAGUUUAGUGCUGAGAGUUAAAAAAUAUCCGAUCGACUAUGACACUAACUAACAGUGACUACUUCAAGAUAAGCACUGCAAGUUGGUGUUAUUUCAGCAGAACCGUAAAUAUAUAAUAAGGUUAAUUAAUCACAGGUCUCAAAUUGUGAUAUUCCUCGUUGAAAUUGGACUGGAAUUUUGUCACCAAUGUAAUUCAGAAAAAUAACUCUGAAAGAGACGCGGUUUACAGUUACUGCACUGUUUUAAGAUUUUAUCGAUGGGGAUUUUUAUUUCUGGAAGAAGAAAAAAAAACACAAAAAUUACAUUUAUAUAUAUUUUUUAUCGUAAUUGCUUGCCUGGUAAAGCAAAUAUCUGCAUUCAAAUGCAGAUGGUGAAAUGAAAACCAUUCAAUGAAGUUCCAUAUGUUUUAACUUACAAAGUGAACAAUAUUAAAACCAAUAAACCGGCCGUUUUCAGAUCCGACUCAGUCCGCUGUCACAAACACAGAAAUGCUGAGUUGAGAUACAUGCCUUGGCAUAGCAUCAGAUGGUGCCUUUAAGCGACCCUCCGCAACAAUUAUGUUGGUAUCGAAAUCCAAAUGUACAUUUUAAGUUAAGCCAGAAACCUUCCCCAAGUGUAGGAGAGCUCUGUUGUGUAGUUUUAGCUGCCUAGAAAGUGCCUUCAUUUGUGCGCGUGUGUGUGUGUAGCGGUUAACGCACUGCGCUACGAACCUGGCGACCCAGGUUCGAUUCCCGCUCACGGUCAACACCAGUUACGAUUAUCUGAACCGGUCCUGGGCCUCCCCUAGGUCGACUCAGCCUCAAAUGAGUAGCUGGUGCAGUGUGUAAACAUCGCCACUGGGGAGACAAAGGAGGCCGGUUGUGUUGUGCCGGCCACCAACUCCUCCGUGUGCCGUGCAGGCCUUCAUAGUGCUCGCUAACAGCACUUGCCCCAACAGUCUGUUUAGGCUUCAGGGGGGAUAUUUGUCUUUGGUUACAGCUUGCGAACCGCAUUUGAACUUUGAAGCGACGUGUGACAUUAACUGUUGAGACGCACAAAACCGCAAGGGCUUGCCGCAGCAUUCGUCAGCGACACUGCUUAUCGCGGAAACAAAUAUUUCAUGGGCUAACGCGUCGGUCAGUCAGUCGGUGAAGGAGAGUUGAAGAAAAUUGUCAUUGUGCAAAGCAUCAGCUUCAUAUGUAUAAUUUCUAUUGUAACGCAGUUGUGAUGACUAAACGUGGCGAGUUAGUGCUUGUGUACCCCUGUCAACUUGGUCAUGCAUUCUGUUUAGCUUCUUGGCCACGACCGAUUAGCACGGUUGGCUAGGUAUGGUGCGAAAAAAGUUCAACAUACACACUAAAAGAAACUGUCCCACGGAGCACGAACUCCCCUCCUCCACCCCCCCCCCCCCAUAUGGGCCUCAGAUUUAUUUUUGAAGAAACUUUUCGCUCGCAAAAUUUCAGCUGAAAGGAAUACCCGACUCAAAAACACAGGUACCAACGCCGUGUGUUACGGGAGGGUGCCACAGUAGCGAGAUGUUAACCGCCUCGUCUGGUAUACAUGAGGUCGUGGGUUCGAUCUCGAUCUCGACCCUGACACCUGCUGUAUAUUUGGAGUAUGCAUGUUCUCCCCGUGGUCACGUGGAUUUUUCUCCGGAUCCUCAGGUUUUUCCUUCCGCAUUUAGAAACUUACAUUUCAGAGUAUGUGGCUGCUAUAGAUUUCCAUGUGAUAAGCCAUUUCGUUGAGCUAUCAUUUGUGGCCUGGUCGCUUCUGAAAAACAGCUAUAUAGCUCAGUGGGCCUUACCUGGUCAAAUAACAAUCUAGAAUAGUUUAGUAUAAAACGAUCCAUGUGUUGAUUAAAGACGGUUUGUCAAUUUCAUAAAAAAAUCCAGUUUUUUUUUCAAUUUAGAAGUCGGCAAAUCAAUCUUCACCUCUCUUUGCUCUCAAAGCAGGGCCAUUACCCAAAACGUCAGCCGAUAAUUUUAUGUUUGUGUAAUGAGGCAGGGUAAGUGUUAAUAAGUAACGUGAGUCUCUGUGAGCUUGAAGCUUCCUUCACGUGAAACUCACUUUGAAUAGUUUUACUUUCAGGAGUGCAAUAUCAUCCCCCACUGACACACCUGCUGUGGUGUUUUCAAAAAUGCAAGACUCAGACCACAAUGACGGUAAUAACACUUUAAUUUUAUGUCGCGUCAUGCAUGCCAAUGGCAUCCCUAUAACGCUGUACAUUCAUGAUAUGAGGACUAAAUCCACGACCGAGCGAAUGAAACCCCUACGACGAAGCAAAAAUCUAAAAUAAAUAAACAAAUGAAUAAAUUUCGCCAAAGCAAAAAGCGCCAACAACAAGAAAGUUACCACAGCAGAUGAACGAGUCCACGAGGUCUACCACCACACAUCCCCCGGCACAGUACCAACUUCCCAGCCAAGCCAGGAAACAUUCACAGGAGUGGCCAAAAAGUUGCGGCUCAUUUAUACCAAUCGCUCCAAUGUCCAAAAAUGGAUUGCCAAUAAAAAAAGGCCUUUAGUUCAGAUUUGAAUAAUACUGUGAUGGAGUUGAUGUGUCGGAUUGGGAGUGGGAGGGUAUUCCAGACAUCACGAGCAAUGCAAUGAGCACUCCGCAAAGUCAUUUAAAGUAUUUUUUCUCUCAACACCGCAGCUUCAAACUCUCCUCAGACGGGCCUGGAGGAACACAGCCUAAAAACUCGUCUGUGAAAUUAUAGAUAUUUGUUUUCUCGAGGUUGCAGAGUUCGUACCAAUGUCCGUUAACAGCCUGCUAAUGAUCACUUAUAUAUGUAAUUAAGCUUGUUUACCAAGGACAGCCCUUACUGAGUCUCUGAUUGGCACGGUUAGCUACGUACGGUGCGUAAGAAGUUCAACAUACACACGUACAUACGUGCCUCUUAAAUCACCUGCCGGUGCACGCAUGUGAAACGACUGCUCCGCAAGUCUCGACCGUCGUCACACGUGGCCCACUGCCCCCCCUACCCCCCUGCCCCUCCCCCUUGCUCUUUCCCGUAACAAAAAACACGGGAGGGCUUCCCCAGUCGCCUGUGGAGAAGGGGACACGGGGGCGAUGGAGGGGUUCGUCGAGCUGGGCUGAACAUUUACAUCAACAACAAAAAACUGCCAUUGUCAAUGCAUUUUCUUCGUGACUGUCCCGUGAAAAAAAAAACAAUCCUUUGUUGGCAUCCUUAGCCUGAUAAGAAUUUUAAAUGCACUAUGAAUGCUUUUUAUGUAUUUUUAUAAUGUGACGUUGCUUUCCGCGCUCUUUUCGUAGUCUUACACAUGCAUUAAGCCACAUUUAUGUGUUGUAAAGCCCACAGCUCUUUUCAAAAGAAAUGUCGACUCAGUAUUAAAACGUGUGCAUAUAUACCG
Molecule: messenger RNA, 8607 nt
Organism: Lethenteron reissneri (Far Eastern brook lamprey)
Lineage: Eukaryota; Metazoa; Chordata; Hyperoartia; Petromyzontiformes; Petromyzontidae
Product: aryl hydrocarbon receptor-like
Biological process (GO): response to xenobiotic stimulus; regulation of transcription by RNA polymerase II; xenobiotic metabolic process
Cellular component (GO): aryl hydrocarbon receptor complex; nucleus
Molecular function (GO): nuclear receptor activity; transcription cis-regulatory region binding; protein dimerization activity
Source: RefSeq, a predicted model, not a curated record